CAUACAAUUCUUUGAGAAUGUCGGUUACCAGUGGUAUCACUGCUCCGGUUCAACUAUGUCGAAGAUUGUUUGGUGAACCUGUAUCAUGUAUACGUAUUCAACAAACUUUAGAAACAAUUAUACGUAAAGAUUUAGAUCGUUUCCAAAAUAAAUGGAAUUUCCAACCAUCUAAAAUUGUAUCGGAGAAUAAAAUUCGGAAGCCUCUUUCUGUUCAUCAAUUGCACAAUGGAAAUUUACAAAAUAAUUCUACAAAUGAAUUCAUUUUGGAACCUGUUCAAUCACCUCCAAGUUUCUACAUAAAAUCUCCACGAAAAUUAAAAGCAUUUCGACGUCUUCCAAUGUCAGUAGCCCAAAAAACACGUAUGGAACUCAGUAAAAAGUCUGCAAACGAUGAACUUGCACAAUUCACUUAUUCAUUUACUCCAUCAUAUAACUUGUCUAAUAUUGAUAAUUCAUUAAAUGACCAUCAGAAAUCUGAACUAAACUUUCCUUUAACAACAGAAUCAAUUAAUACAGUACCAUCUAACCAACCACCGCCAACAUCUUCAUCAACACCAUACAAAGUAAAUUGUACAUCACAGCUAACUAACAAAUCAUCAACGGAAACCGCAACAAUAACAACAACAACAACAUUACCUGUCACUCCAAUUAUCAUCCGUUCAGAUAAUAAUAACAAUAACGCAAUGUUACCAUCAAGUUCCAAUUCUACUUCUCAACAUCCAAUUAAAUUAAUAAAAUCAGAACGAUUAAGUUUGAAAAAAUCUGGGCCUAAAGUAACAGAUUAUUUUGCUGUUAAAAGACGACGACAGACAAUGAAAUAAUUCACAUGAAGUAACAAUAAAGAAUAUCAGUCAACUGAAUAAUGACAAAAGUAGGAUGAAAAAACGUCUUUUCUCUGUCCCUCUCAAUAUCCAUAUCACGAUGGGAAAAAAAACAAACACAUUUUUUAUUCAAUAAAAAAAACACACACACAACACAGAUUUAUUUCUUUCUCUGUCCCAUUUAUUCAUUAUAUUUUUUUCCCUUCCCUAUUCUAUUCCUAUUAUAAAGUAGUUAUAUAUUAAACAAUACAGAUUUUAUUAUGUACUAUUAUUAUUAUUAAUUAUUAAUAUUAUUAUUACCA
This is a messenger RNA of Schistosoma turkestanicum, 1123 nucleotides long. NCBI's taxonomy places the organism in Eukaryota, Metazoa, Platyhelminthes, Trematoda, Strigeidida, Schistosomatidae. The record is from the annotation of a GenBank genome assembly.